AUGCACCUCGCUCAUCUCCCAAAUGAGACUCUUCUCGCCAUUGUCUCCUUCCUUCGCCGUCAACGGGACCUUUACGCCCUUGUGAGAACUAAUCGUCGGCUCUAUUACCUCCUUAGAGAUGUUCUCUAUGACUAUAACUGUCGCUACUACCAUGCCUCGGCUCUGAUAUUUGUUGCAAUAAGGGGUGACUUGUAUCUAGCUGGCAGACUCUUCGACGAACUUAAGCCGCUAAACUCCGACGUGAAUUCCGGGUCUGAUAGCGAGCUCAUCGAUUCAGCAGAGUCACCAGAUAGUGAUGAUGAGGAUAUGGUCCAAAUGUUCAGCUUUGCCGAUAUUGCACGCCAUCCCUCACGCGCGGCGAGGUACAGUACCACAGAUAUCGUCAUGAAUAAGAAAGCACUACUUGCAGGUAUUCAAGCCGGACAGAAGGAUAUGGUGGCAUUGCUUCUGGACCAUGGUGCACAGCCGAACUUUUAUCGGGACGUUCCACCACUCUUUCUGGCCGUUCAGUGCGGUAACGAAGAGCUCGUGGAGUGUUUGUUGAGCCGGGGGUCUGAACCAGAUCGAAAUAAUUCCUCGCCUUUAUACCGAGCUGUUGCUGAUGGGAGAAAAGACAUUGUGCUUAUGUUGAUGCAGGGCGGAGCGGCGAAUGUUGAGAGCUCCUUGAAAUUGGCGGCGCAGCGGGGAGAUCAAUCAAUGAUGGAAUUCAUGCUGGGGCAUGGUGCCCGGGCUGAUCUAUGUGGUGCUGCCGCGCAUCAUGUGGCGCUACGCAAAGGUGAUGAUGAUAUGGUUUGUCUGUUGAAAUCAAAGGGAGCCCCUGCUUACUAUCUGUGGGAGCCGAAGGAUGACUGGGACGAAGAAGAAGGGGAUGGAGCUAAACGUGAACUGAAGUUGUAUGGUUGCGGACGGGGCAUGCCUCAGUUCUAG
This is a messenger RNA of Aspergillus welwitschiae, 927 nucleotides long. RefSeq names its product F-box domain and ankyrin repeat protein. The record is from RefSeq and is a predicted model, not a curated record. Gene Ontology annotation, molecular function: protein binding. The transcript is spliced from 3 exons. Bases 1 to 927 code for a protein of 308 amino acids. NCBI's taxonomy places the organism in Eukaryota, Fungi, Ascomycota, Eurotiomycetes, Eurotiales, Aspergillaceae.